CGGACGGCUCCGGGGACAGUCGCAUCGCCGCCCAGGGAGCGAGCUCGGAGCGUGAGCGGCGGCCACUCCCGGGCCCGGAGCGCGAGGCAGAGCAGACCGAGCCGCCGCCAUGACCCACUUCAACAAGGGCCCGUCCUACGGGCUCUCGGCCGAGGGUCAAGAACAAGAUCGCGUCCAAGUACGACCCGCAGGCGGAGGAGGACCUGCGCGGCUGGAUCGAGGAGGUGACGGGCAUGAGCAUCGGCACCAGCUUCCAGCUGGGCCUCAAGGACGGCAUCAUCCUCUGCGAGCUCAUCAACAAGCUCCAGCCGGGCUCCGUGAAGAAGGUCAACGAGUCCUCGCUGAACUGGCCGCAGUUAGAGAACAUCGGCAACUUCAUCAAGGCCAUCCAGGCGUACGGCAUGAAGCCUCACGACAUCUUCGAGGCCAACGACCUGUUUGAGAACGGGAACAUGACGCAGGUGCAGACCACACUGGUGGCGCUGGCCGGCCUGGCCAAGACCAAAGGCUUCCACACCACCAUCGACAUCGGCGUGAAGUACGCCGAGAAGCAGACGCGGCGCUUCGACGAGGGCAAGCUGAAGGCCGGCCAGAGCGUCAUCGGGCUGCAGAUGGGGACCAACAAGUGCGCCAGCCAGGCGGGCAUGACCGCCUACGGGACCAGGAGGCACCUGUACGACCCCAAGAUGCAGACGGACAAGCCCUUCGACCAGACCACCAUCAGCCUGCAGAUGGGCACCAACAAGGGGGCCAGCCAGGCGGGCAUGCUGGCGCCGGGCACCCGGAGGGACAUCUACGACCAGAAGCUCACGCUGCAGCCCGUGGACAGCUCCACCAUCUCGCUGCAGAUGGGCACCAACAAGGUGGCCUCGCAGAAGGGCAUGAGCGUGUACGGGCUCGGGCGGCAGGUCUACGACCCCAAGUACUGCGCCGCGCCCACCGAGCCCGUCCUGCGCAACGGCAGCCAGGGCACCGGCACCAACGGCUCCGAGGUCAGCGACAGCGACUCGCAGGCCGAGUUCCCCGACGAGUACGCCGGCGGGUUCCCCGACGACGCCCGCGAGUACCCGUACGGCGACCCCGGCCUGGAUUACUAGGCGCCGCCCCGGGCCGGCCGUCCUGGGUGCCGCCGCUCCGCCGAGCCCUAGCGCGCUUCCCGCUCCUGCCCCCGCCGCCCGCCUCCACCCCGAGCGGACGGCGCGGGCGGUCCCUCUGGCAGACCCGCCUCCUCACAUCCUUCGGAACCGUCCGCAAGCGUAGGAGCCUCCCCCAGCUAGUGUCCGGCUCCUCCAGACUGACCCGCGCUCAGCGCCCCGUCGCCGACGGGGGGCGGGCGGCCUCGCUCGGCGCCGCCCGGCGGCUCCCCCUGCGGGCGUCUCGGGGGCGUUGCCCUGGCGCCGGGCGCGGGGCCUGGCCGGCGUGUGCCCGUCCCUCGUGCCAGCGUAGCGGUGUAGACUCGCGCUGUCUCACUGUAUUUAUUGCUGCGUUUCUCAGCGUAAACUUAUCCCAGUGUAUUUUUUAUAAAUAAAUAUUUUUUGAACAUU
Pipistrellus kuhlii (Kuhl's pipistrelle) is the source of this 1544-nucleotide messenger RNA. It is a transcript of the gene CNN3, whose product is annotated as calponin 3. Gene Ontology annotation, molecular function: actin binding. The transcript has 7 exons. Lineage: Eukaryota; Metazoa; Chordata; Mammalia; Chiroptera; Vespertilionidae. Gene Ontology annotation, biological process: actomyosin structure organization. Bases 234 to 1097 code for a protein of 287 amino acids. The record is from RefSeq and is a predicted model, not a curated record.